This is a messenger RNA of Bipolaris victoriae FI3, 693 nucleotides long. RefSeq lists its product as hypothetical. The record is from RefSeq and is a predicted model, not a curated record. The coding region runs from base 1 to 693 and encodes 230 amino acids. NCBI's taxonomy places the organism in Eukaryota, Fungi, Ascomycota, Dothideomycetes, Pleosporales, Pleosporaceae. The transcript has a single exon.
AUGAGCUCCGAGGAUGAUGUUACAACCGACUCACAUUUUUCAGACUCAGACUCUGACUCCGACUCCGAUUCCGACUUCGACGAUGAUGAUGACGACGAAGACUGCUUCUACAUUAACGCAAUCUUCCCUCUACCGAGCCCCUACAUAUUCCCAUGGGACUGUUCUAAAUCGCUUCUUUGGUCGACUUCUCUGAUCGAGCAUGGCGAGUUCACAGCCGCCGACGCCAUUCUGUUAGCUUUCACCGUAGACCUAGCAAUGAAGCUGUACAUUGUCGACGGCAUCGACUACUCCGUCCUAGAAAUCCUUGACACCUCUCAACUUGUCUGGACGAUCCUCAGCAUAAUCCAUAGCUCAAUAUACCAACGAGUAAGCCGUUACGGAUGGAGCAAAGGCGAGGUUAUACAAUCCGUAGAAAGCUUUUACCUCGCCGCAGCCAGUGGUCUUCACCGAAUUCGCGAGCGCUUUGACAUUGCUUUUCUGCAAUACAUUCAGGAUCCAAACACCAAAUCGUUGUUUGCAAGAAAACUACUUUUCAGUGAUAGUUUUGCACCCAAUAGCGAGAAAAUGGCUAAAGUCUACCGCUGGGUCUAUGGGGAGUCACCCGUGUUAGUCCUCUUCAACGAUAUGGAAGAUGAUAAGCCUCCUUCGCGCAGGCCGAUAAACAUACGGCAAUGGGUUUUUGAGUAUAACUAA